Culicoides brevitarsis is the source of this 1550-nucleotide messenger RNA. RefSeq names its product meiosis-specific nuclear structural protein 1-like. The record is from RefSeq and is a predicted model, not a curated record. Lineage: Eukaryota; Metazoa; Arthropoda; Insecta; Diptera; Ceratopogonidae. The transcript has 5 exons. Gene Ontology annotation, biological process: cilium organization. Gene Ontology annotation, cellular component: motile cilium. Bases 133 to 1524 code for a protein of 463 amino acids.
CUCGAACAUUCCUUCAUUUCGUUACCAAGGAGACAAUUUUGUUGUGUUUUGAUGUCCUUCCAACUUACCGAAUGCAAAGUUCAUCAACUUUUCACCUUUUAAAUUAAUUUUAUGUGUUAAUCCUCCUCAAAAAUGUACUCCGCAAAAUGCCGCCAGAAGCAACUCGCUGCUCAAAGCCUUUCAAACAUCGUCUCAGAAAACCGCAAAGUUGAAAAUUACCAACGAGACUUGUGGAAAAUCGAAGCUAACAGUGCUGAUCGUGCCAUGGCUCGUGUUCGGGUUCGUCAACAGCAACUUUUAGCGACAGAAAUGCAACAAAAGGAACGGGAAGAACGCGAACAGCAACAAAAACAGGAAUACGAGAAGCAAAAAGCGAUUUCCGAUGAACUUUAUGAACGAGAACGACAAAAAUUUUUAGACGAAAAGCUGAGACAACAAAUUCGCGAAUCAAACCAAGAAUUGCGUGAACUAGAGUCGCAGCUAAAAGCAGCUUAUGUCGCAAAAGGCCUCGCCGCGCAAUUAAGAGAACGAGAAGCUUUGGCGUUACAAGAAAAGUUGAACCUGCAAAACGAAAUGCGAGAAAUGGAAAAAGCUCGAAUUUCGAAUGAGCAAUUUUGGCAACAGGAACGCGAAAGAGACGCUGAAAAGAAACGAGAAUUGCAAAAGGCGCUUCAUGAGCAAAUAAUUAACUCGAGAUUGAAGCAUCAAGUCAUCUUCGAAGAAUUUUUGAAGGAAAAACGCUAUUUGGAUGAAAUUGUGAAACGAAUUCAGGACGAACAAAUGGAGGAAAUUCAACGAAAAAUGAUGCGAAAAGAGCGAACAAAGCAAGAAAUGGACGAAUUCCGUAAAGCGAAAGAGCGUUUCCAAGAACAACAACGCAUCGAAAUGGAAGAAGAGAACCAACGAAUUAUGAAAUAUUGCUUGGAACGUGAGGCGAAACUUGUUGAAGAAGCCAAAAUCAAAGAGAAACAAAAUCAAGAACGCGAAGCUUUGAAUGAACGAAUGGUUUCUUCAUUAAAUCAAAUGAUUGAAGAAGCCGACAAACGUGAACGCCUUCUCCAAGAAUUAUACGAAAUUGAAAAGGACGAACAAGAAGUCCUUCGUUUCCGCAAAGAAUUGGAAGAAAAAAUCCGAAUUCGCAUCGAAACACGUCUCGCACUCGAUAUGCAACGCGCCAACAACCAACUCAAAAAAGAUUCGGAAGCGGCGGAAGAACGUGCCUUCAUGGAAGACCAAAUGCGUCAUUUGGCAGAGAAAGAUAGACUUGAUCAACUUUCGAACGAGAACCGUAGACGAAAGCAAAUGGAGCAUCGACAAGCUGUGCGAGACUUGAUCGAAAAGCGCCGAGCUGAAAGAGUGCAAAAAAUGACGGAAAUGGUCAAGGAACAAGAAAUGCACGAAAUGGAAAAGGAACAUCGACAAAAAUUAGUCGAAGAAGAACGCAUCAAACUAUUAAAGGAACACGCAAAAGCUCUUUUAGGCUUUUUACCGAACGGAAUUUUGAAAGAACUGCAAAAUAACUAAACUUUUUCGACUGAAAUUAAAUGCAA